UCUGCCUUUCAUUAUCAGUACCGCCGCAACUUCAAAAGCUGAUGCGAAACGAAUAUCCUCUCUACGCAAUUAGUACUUUGUCUACUGUGGUCGCAAGUCCCGGGUAGAUUCCCACUUCCCUUUCGCGAAAGUUCAUUUUAACCCUGCCAACCACAGCCCCUCGGGGCAUCAACGUGGGUUACUACUCCCGUCGCCGCCAUCAUCACUCCGCCAGCAGGAACAACGGCUACCAGCAAUGGCACCUCCCCGCCGCAAUCUACUACCCAAGGAGCGGUUUGCAUUCUCAUUCGGAAGCCUCAAAACUCAGAGCUAUAAUGAUCCUAUUGCGCGAUCGCCCGGAUCUCAUACUAUCCGAACGAUAGCAUGGAACCCUACUGGCCAGCUUAUAGCUACAGGCUCAGCAGACCGUACCCUUCGAAUUUGGAACCCUGAGCGCGCACAAGUCAAAUACUCCACUGAUCUCCGCGGCCACACCGCGGGGAUCGAGAAAGUCUUAUUUAACCCUGUUCGAGACUCGGAGCUCGCCAGCUGUUCGUCAGAUGGUACUGUGCGCUUCUGGGAUGUUCGCUCAAAGACGUGUGUGAGCCGACUAGAUGUUGGCGGCGAGGCCUUUACCCUGUCUUGGUCGGCCGAUGGGAGCACGAUGGUUGUUGGCAGGAAGGAUGACACUUUGAUACCCAUAUCCAUCGAAUCGCUAUCUACCCCAACCGUCCUCGAAACCGGAAUAACCAACACCUCAUCCCAAAAGACAGGUCCAACCACCUACAAAGUGCUAGAUUCCCACCCCCAGCCCGUUCAAACAAACGCAACCACCUUCUCUCAUCACAUCUCCAUCCCAACCUCGCCUGACCUUCACCUUUUCGCAACUACUGGCGAAGGCACCGUCAAAGUCUUAUCGUACCCAUCCUUCGACGUCCUCCACACCCUUAAUGCCCACACAUCCGCUUGUCUAUCUAUUGCCUUCGCACCUACGGGACGUUAUCUCGCCGUCGGAGGUAGUGAUGCCCUUAUCUCUCUCUGGGAUACGACUGACUGGAUUUGUCGACGCACCGUGUCUAGCAACAACGGCGGGGCCGUCCGCGGGGUGAGCUGGAGCUUCGACGGGAGAUUCAUCUGUGGUGCCUGUGAUGAAGUAGGCUGCGGCGGCAAUGGAAUUGAGAUCUUCCAUGCCGAAACGGGCGAAAGCGUCUAUACUGUCCCAACGGGCGGUGGGACGAAUUCAGGCAUUCCUGCCGUUGCAUGGCAUCCCUCGCGUUACUGGCUUGCAUAUUCGACUACGGCUGAUGGCCCUGGAGGUGGCGGUGCUAGUGGGUUGAAGAUCGUAGGAGCUGCCGGUGGAAGUCUCUGAUGAUUGUAUGUUUGACGUGCUGUGCAAUGAGCUAUGCCCGGAUGUUUGGUUCAUCAUGUUCCAUAGAAAGGUUUGAAUAUUGCAGUCAACAACUAGAGGCCUUUU
This is a messenger RNA of Aspergillus alliaceus, 1453 nucleotides long. RefSeq names its product WD repeat-containing protein. Gene Ontology annotation, molecular function: protein binding. Gene Ontology annotation, cellular component: THO complex part of transcription export complex. The coding region runs from base 236 to 1348 and encodes 370 amino acids. The record is from RefSeq and is a predicted model, not a curated record. Gene Ontology annotation, biological process: mRNA export from nucleus. The transcript is spliced from 3 exons. Lineage: Eukaryota; Fungi; Ascomycota; Eurotiomycetes; Eurotiales; Aspergillaceae.